AUGUCUUCGGAUAGCGUCAAUGUAUAUAUUGACAAAGACAAGCAAGGCGUACUCCACAGCCUUGAUCACCUUCAAGAGCCAUAUGUCCCUCAAGACGCAUCAGCCCAAGCAGACGCAGUGAGCGUUAGUCAGCAGUACAUAAAAGACCAGGCCGCCACCUACGACUUUCCCGAAAGUUAUCUCCGAGAGCUCGGCACAGAAGCAUCAGCUCAACAAGGCUUGACAAAUGAUAAGACUCCGGCACUUCGGUUGGCGGAAGGUCCAAAACGUCGUCUCAGAAGCACAGUUGUGUCUUACCAGCAAACCAUUCUCGGCUUUCCCGUCUGGGAGACGGGCUUCAGCGUCAUGCUGGAUGAGGAUCCGCCGGACCAUCUCCGUGUCGUUGGUUCUAUCAGCACAGCCCAACCGAACAUCGAAGCCGAAUUAAUCAAGGAGCCAGGAUUAGAGGCCGAAUUUCUGAACGAAAUUAGCGAGCAGCGCCUUGUCGAAGUCCUAGGGCUCGACGCGACGGACCAGGAAAUUCGCAUCAACACGCAACGUCUACUUGUGUACAAGUUUGAUCCCGAAACUCGGCAAGAGAUAGAAGAUGAUGAGUCCCGAUGGUCUGGAAUGGAUGUCUCUGUUCCAACGCUAGAGCUGCCGCCGGUGGAAGACAGUAUUCUGGCCAGGGACCAGCCCAAGAUCUACUACGUCUGCAGGGAGGUGCUCUUCACCUGGCGAUUACCCGAGACUGAGUUUGGAGACAUCAAUUGGAGAGCCUUCAUUGAGGUUGACACCGGAAGCGUCCUCUAUCUGCGUGCCCUAAUGGCAUCUAUACACGGGUCUGUAUACACUGCAGAUCCUUUUACGCGCCUUGGUGCCACUGCUCCCUCAGCUUCUGCGCCAGUAACUGAGCUUGAUAAAGUUCGCGAAUGGAAGGAACUUCCCGCGAUAACGCGCGCCAGUCCCCAGGAGCUGGCAGGCCGUUAUGUCCGGAUCAAGGAUUUCGAUCCACCAGCUGUUCCUGCUCCGACCAGCCCGACGGGAAACUUCAGCUUCAGCGUUUCAUCAGAUGAAUUUGCUGCAGUGAACGCCUAUUAUCAGAUGGCAAGCCUGUUCAAUCUGGUGGAACGCUUGGGCUUCAAUGUGAGGGAGCUUUUCAAUAGCACAGCCCCAGACUCGCAGUUCCCUUUACCGGUCGAUCAUCGCGGAUUCAAUAACGCAGUCAAUGCUAAAGCUCCUGGAAAUUCAAGAGGGGACGGUUCUGGAGGAUUCAUCUUCGGUAUCGCAGCACCUGGCACUACUAUCGGCAUGGGUUGCGAUUUCCGCGUUGCCGCACACGAAUUCUGCCAUGCUCUCUUGUGGGAUGCUGUGCAUAAACCCGGCUUUGGUUUCGCGCACAGCGCUGGCGAUGCGCUUGGCAGCAUUUUCUGCGAUCCCACCAGUCGACACACUGAUCGGUUCGAUACUUUCCCUUGGAGCGUCAUACGUCGCCGUCACGAUCGUGCCAUUGCAGACGGCUGGGCAUGGGGUGGCGUCCAGGACAGAGGAGGAUAUCUCAGCGAGGAAAUCCUGAACACUAGCCUUUUCCGUGCCUACCGGUGCAUUGGCGGGGACGACGCGGAUAUCAAAAAGAAGAGAUGGGCUUCAAGAUACAUGUUGUACCUCAUCAUCGCGGGCAUCGCAUCCCUGGCAUCAGGCUCCAUAACCCCAACUCCAAAACCAGUUCCGUACGUCACUGCGAUGAUGCUUGCAGACGGAGGCACAAUCAUGGGAUACCCCGGAGGCGCCGUCAGGAAAGUCAUUCGCUGGAGCUUCGAAGAACAGGGCCUCUAUCAGCCAGAGGGUGUCCCGGGUUCCGGGACGGCGGUCACCACCAGGGGCGCACCUCCUCCGGUUGAUGUAUACAUCGAUGACGGUCGUAGUGGAGGUUACAAUUACAUCACGAACUGGGAUCAAUCGACGGGCAUCUGGAAUCGGCGGGCUGCUGACUCGGGGACAGUCCACCAACACCCGCUCAGGGAUGUCCCAAACUACUGCUACGUGCGUAUCAGGAACAGAGGAACGCAAACAGCCCAGAAUGUUGUCGUAAGCGCGUAUCACUUGGCGGAUAACGCCGACGACACCUGGCCGGCAGGCUUCGAGUCUACGACUACCGCUCCAAUCUCCGCGCCCGCUAUUCUUGCUGGCGGCACCAGAAUUGUUGGACCGUUCGAGUGGGUUCCUCUGCACAACGUAACGCCGGAUAGCCUGCUUGUCGCUGUCAGUGCUCUUGGAGACCGCUCGAACAUCGAUCCUCUCAGCGGUUUAGCUUGUGCACGUGGUCCGACAGACAUUGACAAGCUCGUUCCCUUUGACAACAACAUCGGUCUGCGGGCUGUGACGACUGUGGCGCCCGCUUAG
Molecule: messenger RNA, 2382 nt
Organism: Coniosporium apollinis CBS 100218
Lineage: Eukaryota; Fungi; Ascomycota; Dothideomycetes
Exons: 1
Coding region: 1-2382 (793 amino acids)
Source: RefSeq, a predicted model, not a curated record